AUGGCGAUGGCGAUGGCAUUUGGGUUAUCCACAGACACAUUCCACGGCAAUUGGAGCAGUUUCUUAAACAGAUUUCUAUAGUAACGAAUGGUUUUUGUAUAAUUAAAAACGCAAACCCAUCGCACAAAGCGCUUUUUCAUCAAUUUCCUGCUACUUUCGCCUCACAACUUAACCCCAUCUUCCAAAACCCUACUCUCUUUUUUCCUUCAGAUUUGUUUCUGGGUCGGAGGUUAUGGCUUCCGAGAGUGCUUCCAGAUCCAGUUCAGCCGCCGAUUCAUAUAUUGGAAGCUUGAUUAGCUUAACUUCCAAGAGUGAGAUUAGAUAUGAAGGUGUUCUUUACAAUAUCAACACCGAAGAGUCCAGUAUCGGACUGAGAAAUGUACGGUCAUUUGGAACAGAAGGGAGAAAGAAGGACGGACCACAAGUCCCACCAAGUGACAAAGUGUUUGAAUACAUCUUGUUCCGUGGAAGUGAUAUCAAGGAUCUACAGGUAAAAUCUUCUCCACCUGUUCAGACUACAUCCUUGAUAAACAACGAUCCAGCUAUUAUUCAGUCUCACUAUCCUCGUCCAGCAUCGACUUCUUCAAGCUUGCCUCCUCCUGUUAGUGGGCCUUUGCCUGAUAUUAAUUCUCAGGCCAUACCAAUGGGAAUGCCUGGAUCUAAUUUCCAGGGUGGGUUGCCUUUAUAUCAACCUGGAGCAAAUGUAGGGUCUUGGGGAGCUUCUCCUACGCCACCUCCACCAAAUCCAAGUGGUGGUGGGCUUGCUUUGCCAAUGUACUGGCAAGGGUAUUAUGGCCCCGGUAAUGGACUUCCUCACAUGCAUCAGCAAUCGUUACUUCGUCCUCCACCUGGCCUGUCAUUGCCUUCUUCCUUGCAGCAGCCACUGCAAUAUCCUAAUCUUAAUGCUUCUUUACCAACUGGUGCGCCAAAUUUAUUAGAAGUUCCAUCUUCUUUAUUCUCCGCUAAUCCUACCACUCCUAGUUUAUCUUCCACAGCAUUGCCACAAGUAACUGUAUCUUCGACACUUCCAUCUGUGCUCUCAGCUCCACAGACCUCUGAGAUUUCAUCAAGCUCAGUGGCUAACAAGACAGUACUUCCUGAAGCUCCUCUUAGUACCAACUUGCCAUCACUCUCUCCCUUGGCGGCGAGUUCAGAUGUCAAUCCUGUUAUGCCUCCAAUUACCAACAAAACUACUACAGUUUCUGGUCCAGCAUUGUCUUAUCAAACUAUCUCUCAAUCUACUUCCUCUGUUGCUGGAACAUCAAACUCUGUUCUCACAGGUGUACCUGCACCUACCCUUGUGACUCCUGGCCAGCUGUUGCAAACUACUGUAGCCUCUUCAUCUUUGCAAACAGUUCAAAAGGACGUUGAAGUGGUUCAAACAUCUUCCACAUUAGCAGCAGAACAUACUGUUCCAGCAGCAGAUACUCAGCCACCAUUAUUACCAUUACCGGUGCCUUCACGAGCUAUGCAUAAGCCAAAUGGUUCAACUUCACAAACUCGGUACAUCUACAGGGGACGUGGUAGAGGAAGACGAUCUGGGAACUCACAUCAAACAGAAAGAUUUACGGAAGAUUUUGACUUCAUGGCAAUGAAUGAAAAAUUUAACAAGGAUGAAGUUUGGGGUCAUCUUGGUAAGAAUACCAAAUCUCAUCAAAAGUACACCGAUGGGGAUGAAAAGUUUAGUGAUGAAGAGGAUGUCUAUGAAGAAGAUGAUGGUGAAUCGUCAAACUUAGAGAUCAAGUCUGUGUACAAUAAGGACGACUUUUUUGAUACUCUCUCGUGCAACAAUGCUGACAAUGAUGCUCAAAAUGGAAGGAGGACAAGAUACUUCGAACAAGUCAAGUUGGAUACUGAGACAUUUGGUGAAUUUGCAAGAUUCCGAGGUGGUCGUGGUGGUUAUGCUUCUGGACGUGGUGGCCGUCGUGGUGGUUAUUACGGGAGAGGAUAUGGCCACUCUGGAAGGAGUCGAGGGCGGGGAAUGCAUAACUAUUAUCCGUAGGUUUUCUUGGUUAUGCUCGAAUGCUUACAGACAAAUGAGAGCAACUAAAUCUCAGGAGGAUCAACGAUAACUUUUCCCUUUUCAAGUUUUAUACUGUUGUGCAGAAAAUAAAGAGUAGAAUAUGUGGUUCACAUUUUACGUCAGAGGCUUUGUUUUGGGCUUUUCUUUGUUGUAAAAGUGAAGACGUAGUUCUAAGAAGAAUUGGUGUUGUAGGCUCUCCGUCGACCCAUAAGGAUGUAGUGAAGGAGUUCUAGUCCUUCAAGUCAUCCUUGGUACCUUUUCUCAUUUGUAAUUAACUGUCACCUUGCGUCUUAUUCCAUACUUGGCUUUUGAGGCCUGACUCGAAAUAUCAUUAUUUAUCAUUUUAUAUUUUGUUAAAUUUGAUUUCUUGUUAUAUUGUUA
Messenger RNA from Cucumis sativus (cucumber), 2404 nucleotides. RefSeq names its product protein decapping 5. The transcript is spliced from 8 exons. NCBI's taxonomy places the organism in Eukaryota, Viridiplantae, Streptophyta, Magnoliopsida, Cucurbitales, Cucurbitaceae. Gene Ontology annotation, cellular component: P-body. Gene Ontology annotation, molecular function: mRNA binding. Gene Ontology annotation, biological process: cytoplasmic stress granule assembly; P-body assembly. The record is from RefSeq and is a predicted model, not a curated record. The coding region runs from base 233 to 2002 and encodes 589 amino acids.